This is a messenger RNA of Pezoporus flaviventris, 1936 nucleotides long. RefSeq names its product adenylate kinase 8 (gene AK8). NCBI's taxonomy places the organism in Eukaryota, Metazoa, Chordata, Aves, Psittaciformes, Psittacidae. Gene Ontology annotation, biological process: nucleoside triphosphate biosynthetic process. Bases 161 to 1543 code for a protein of 460 amino acids. The record is from RefSeq and is a predicted model, not a curated record. Gene Ontology annotation, molecular function: AMP kinase activity; ATP binding; nucleoside diphosphate kinase activity. Gene Ontology annotation, cellular component: cytoplasm. The transcript is spliced from 14 exons.
CCAUCGCCACCGCCCGUCCCAAUGUGUUUCCCGGCGCGUUGCUGCUGCUGUCGCGGCUUUUCUGUGGAGGUGUGUGUCAAAAAUAAAAAGAAGUACACUUCUAACGUCGUUGUGAUUUCACUAAAUAGCAAGAGUGCUUUCCCUGCCUUAGAGAAAGAACAUGCUUGAAGAACUAAUAAUUCAUCAGCCAGAUGAUCCCAUUCAGUUUAUGAUAAACCAUUUAAAGCAAAACAAUGAUGAUGCUCCAAGAAUUUGUGUACUUGGUCCACCUGCUUCUGGGAAAACGACAGUUGCACUGUGGCUUUGUAAACGUUUGGAUGCUAUACGUAUCUCUCAGGAGACUUUGUUAUUCAAAGAAGCAUUAGCGCUGACAGUGGAAGCAAGGGCAUAUAAAGCAAGGAAAGAGAAAAUUCCCAAUGCACUUUGGGCCAAUCUGAUCCAGGAACGUCUGUCAAACGUGGACUGCAUCAAACAAGGAUGGAUUUUGGAAGGCUUCCCUGAAAAUCGGGAACAGGCAUGGAUGCUGCAGUCAUCUGGCGUCAUUCCUAGGCAUGUCGUUGUGCUUUAUGCUCCAGACGCUGUGCUGAUUGAGAGGAACAGUGGGAAAAGGAUUGAUCCCAACACAGAAGAGGUGUACCAUACGACCUUUGACUGGCCACGUGAUAUGCUGAUACAGGAACGUUUGGUGAAACCAGAAGAUCCAUCUGAACAGGAGAUAUCAAAGAAACUGCUGGAAUAUCACAGAAACUUCCCUGGGAUUUUCCAGAUCUACCAAAAAAUUCUGAAAUCAAUCAAUGCAGACCAGCCUUCUAUGGAUGUCCUCUCACAGGUCCUUACCUAUGUCCAAACACGGCACAGAUCAGCUGCCCCCUUUACACCACGGAUUGUCUUCUUUGGACCCCCAGGCAGUGGGAAGAGUCUUCAGGCAGCGCUAUUAGCUCAGAAAUACAGUGUUGUCAACAUUUGCUGUGGGCAACUGCUAAAGGAAAUUGUUGCAGGCAAGACAAAACUUGGGGAACUCAUUAAGACUUACAUUGACAGUGGAUAUCCAGUCCCAGAUGAGCUUGUGAUGAAGAUCCUGACGGAACGCUUAAGUGCACUAGACUGCAUGACCAAUGGAUGGGUGCUUUAUGGCUUCCCAAGAGAUGUGGAGCAGGGAGAACAACUGCAAGAAUCUCAUUUUGUUCCAAACAGCAGAUGGAAGGGGAGAUCGGAUGAACGGUGGCAGUACAGAGCGCCUUGGGCAAUGGAAGAAGGAAAAAAAGGGUAUUUUUCUUUAAUCUCCCCUAUGAAUCCAUUGUGGAACGACUGUCUCAGCGAAGGAUUGAUCCCGUCACUGGGGAAAGAUACCACACUACAUUCAGACCAGCACCCACACCAGAGAUCCAAGCCCGUCUCAGACAGAACCCUCGAGACAAGGAAGAAAAUAUUGAGAUGUGCGUGGAAAGCUAUUACAGGAAUAUCAAGGAACUGGAAGAUUUUUAUGAAGAUGCCUUUUAUGUCAAUGCUGACCAAGACCCUUUUGCUGUCUUUGAGUUUAUAGAAAGCUGUAUCAUUACGCCCCUUCCAUGCAAAAAAUUUAAAAGCUCAUAAUUAAUAUGGAUGAUUGCUUGAACUGUUGAUUUUAAAUUUUUCCCUGUAGCGUUUGCAGUCUGGUCACUGAAGUGGCACAUUAUCACAGGUGGAGAGGAAGGCAGCCGAGCCAUGUUGAAUUUGAAGCUCACCAAGGCUGACUGAAGUACAGAGAGUAAGAAAUUGUGCUUAGGGGAAACUUUUUUGACUUCUAUUUUGUGAUCCAAGGUAUGAAGCGCUGUGGGGAGGGAAGUUCCUGUGUUUAAUUCAAAUAUAUUUUUCCGAUUCUGUAAUUCAGUGAAUAGUAAUUUUGUUUUAAUUGUGUAAUAUAUGUGAAGCCAACUGGAGUGUUAAAGCUAUGAAA